Messenger RNA from Xenopus laevis (African clawed frog), 396 nucleotides. It is a transcript of the gene sycn.S, whose product is annotated as syncollin. NCBI's taxonomy places the organism in Eukaryota, Metazoa, Chordata, Amphibia, Anura, Pipidae. The transcript has a single exon. The record is from RefSeq and is a predicted model, not a curated record. The coding region runs from base 1 to 396 and encodes 131 amino acids.
AUGAUACUUCAGAGCCUGUGCAUCUUGUGUCUCUUGCUCUGCCCUUCCUUAGGGCUUUGUCCUUUACCUGCUGACGUAAAGGACGUUGAGGGCAACAAGCUCUGUGCCCGUCUAUAUGAAAACAGCAGCCCCUACUAUGACAAGUGUUGUGAGGGAGAUUAUAUAGAUGUCAAGCCUGGGGAUGACGUUCCCUACAUUCCCCUAAAAUGGAACAACCGCAUUUCAUCCCUUGUAGUGGGCACCCGAUGUGAGCUGACAGUUUGGUCAAAGAAACCAAAGGAUGGGUACACCAAAAAGUUCACGGCUGGUGCACAACCUCGUCUUAAGGAGGUUAAGAAGGGCCUACUUGGAGACUGGGAAGAUUCAAUCUCAUCCUAUUACUGCAAAUGUAACUAA